Messenger RNA from Brassica napus (rape), 699 nucleotides. Its product is annotated as thioredoxin H2. The record is from RefSeq and is a predicted model, not a curated record. The coding region runs from base 3 to 515 and encodes 170 amino acids. NCBI's taxonomy places the organism in Eukaryota, Viridiplantae, Streptophyta, Magnoliopsida, Brassicales, Brassicaceae. The transcript is spliced from 3 exons.
GGAUGUGUGGGAACAAAAUGGAAACGGCAGGAUGUGUGCAUCGUAGACCAGAUAAGAGAGCGUGGGUCUCACUCAAGUGUAGUUAUUAUCCGCCUCAUAGUACUUGCUCAGAGAGAGAGAGAAUGGGAACUGUAAUAUCAAAUCUGUUGGGGGCAGAUGAAGGGAAUGAAUCCGAGCAUAGUGGCGUCACUAAGUUGAGCUCAUCAGCUCAGUGGCAGCUUCACUUCAACGGGAUGAAAGAUUCGAACCAGCUGCUGGUGAUUGACUUCUUCGCAAGCUGGUGUGGGCCUUGUAAGUUCAUCGAGCCCGCGUUCAGACACAUGGCUGUCAAGUUCACUGAUGUUAGCUUCGUCAAGGUGGAUGUCGAUGAGCUUCCCGAGGUGGCUAGAGAGUUCAACGUGAAUGCGAUGCCAACUUUUGUGCUGGUGAAAAAUGGUAAAGAGGUUGACAGGAUAGUUGGAACCAAACAAGCUGAACUUGAGAAUAAAGUUACCAAACACAGGGGGGGACAGUGAUCAUCAUCAAGUUAAGAAAACCCUCUUCAGUUAUAAUAAUAAAUAAGCCAUUGUGUAAAACCUAUAUAAAUAAAUGGCUUUUUGUUGAUUCCUAUUUGUCCCUUCUGUGUGAUUUGAUUAAAAAAUGGUUUGUUGAAAAAGUUUUAAACUCUGCUAUAUAAUAAUUAAGAGUGUGGUUGGUUAA